CCGAAGUUGGUACUCCUAUUCUCCUAUAUAACAAAGUAAAACAAACCAAAAAAGUCACAAGAUCAAAGUAUAGUACACACAUAUUACACCAUUUUUCAAAUUUCCCAUUCUUCUAGCUCUUUACUUCCUCUCCUUCACUUUGAGUACAUCAACUUGAAGUUGAAGAAAAAAAUGGAGACAUCACCCAUGCCAAGAUUAAGAAACAAAUCACUAGGACCAUCAAGUCUAAAACCAAUAGUAACAAAGGGGAAAUCUAUUGAAGAAUACGAUAUGGUUUCCGUGGAAGAAGAGCCGUUGAGUCCAACGGCUCGUCUUUUCCACGAUUCGAGGUUUGAUGUCCAUGCUGUUGCUGUUAUGGCUUGCAAAACUCGGAUUGAGCCACAACCUGUGAAGGAGAAGUUGGUGCAUACUUUGCUGAAGCAUCCUCGUUUCACUAGCUUGAUGGUUGUGGAUGAAGAGAAUUUAGCAGACAUGAAAUGGGUCCAAACAAAGGUUGAUUUGGACCAACAUAUUAUAAUCCCAGAAGUGGAUGAAUCUCAGCUUGAAUCACCAGAUAAGUUUGUAGAAGAUUAUAUUUACAACCUUAGCAAAACAAGCCUUGACAAAUCCAAGCCACUUUGGGACCUUCACAUUAUCAAUGUCAAAACUCGUGAUGCAGAGUCUAAGGUCGUGUUUAGGGUUCACCAUUCGCUUGGCGAUGGAACCUCCCUUAUUUCUCUUCUACUCGCGUGCACUCGCCAAACUGCUGAUGAGAGUAAGCUUCCUACUAUUCCAACCAAGAAAAGGAGACCUACUCCUUCAGGUUAUUCAACAAAGGAUGGGCCAUUCAAGUUCUUGGGAGCAUUUUGGCUUUUCAUCAUAAUGCUUAUCAAUACUGCUGUGGAUGUUUUCAUGUUCAUCAUCACAACCAUCUUCCUCAAGGAUACAAAAACACCGAUCAGCGCUGUGCCUGAUUCUCAAUCCAAUGGAAGACGAAUUGUUCACCGGAUAAUCAGUCUCGAUGAUUUGAAGUUUGUGAAAAAUGCUAUGGAUGUUACUAUAAAUGAUGUUGCCCUAGGAUUGACACAAGCUGGUUUAUCUAAAUAUCUCAAUAGGAGAUAUGCUGUUAUUGGUGGGAAAGACAAGGGAGCCACGGAGAGAAACAACAAUCUUCCCAUUGGCAUUCGACUUCGGUCCUGCCUUGUUAUUAACCUAAGACAAUCAGCAGGAAUUGAAGAUCUAGCCGAUAUGAUGGAGAAUGGCAUUAAAGGAAAGAGGGGUUGGGGAAAUUGGUUUGGUUAUGUGUUGUUACCAUUCAGGAUUGCAUUGUGUGAUGAUCCUUUAAAUUAUGUCAAAGAAGCAAAGGCAACUGUCGAUCGCAAGAAACGUUCCUUUGAAGCUUUGUUCACUUUAACCAUGGCUGAAUUAGUAAUCAAGUUUUUUGGCAUCAAGGUAGCUACAGCUGUGACUCUCAAAGUAUUCUCAAAUUCAACAAUAUGCUUCACCAACUUGGUUGGACCACAAGAGGAAAUUGGGUUUUGUGGUAAACCAAUAACUUAUUUUGCUCCAAGUGCUUAUGGGCAGCCAAGUGCAUGUAUGAUCAAUUUCCAAAGCUAUAUCGAUAAGAUGAUAAUCGUGGUAUCUGUUGAUGAAAUUGCUAUUCCUGAUCCACAACAACUGCUUGAUGAUUUCGAAGAUUCUCUUAAUCUCAUAAAGGAUGCUGUGGUAAAAAGAGGGCUCGGCAAGAAUCUGAAAUGAUCAAGAAAU
Messenger RNA from Lycium ferocissimum, 1746 nucleotides. Its product is annotated as wax ester synthase/diacylglycerol acyltransferase 11-like. Gene Ontology annotation, biological process: triglyceride biosynthetic process. Gene Ontology annotation, molecular function: diacylglycerol O-acyltransferase activity; long-chain-alcohol O-fatty-acyltransferase activity. The transcript is spliced from 8 exons. Bases 172 to 1737 code for a protein of 521 amino acids. Lineage: Eukaryota; Viridiplantae; Streptophyta; Magnoliopsida; Solanales; Solanaceae. Gene Ontology annotation, cellular component: plasma membrane. The record is from RefSeq and is a predicted model, not a curated record.